Molecule: messenger RNA, 1554 nt
Organism: Cryptosporidium muris RN66
Lineage: Eukaryota; Apicomplexa; Conoidasida; Eucoccidiorida; Cryptosporidiidae
Product: casein kinase II, alpha subunit, putative
Exons: 1
Coding region: 1-1554 (517 amino acids)
Biological process (GO): protein phosphorylation
Cellular component (GO): nucleus; protein kinase CK2 complex; cytosol
Molecular function (GO): protein serine/threonine kinase activity; ATP binding
Source: RefSeq, a predicted model, not a curated record
AUGUAUAUAAGGAUUUUUAUAUAUAUAUAUUUAGGAAUUUUACUAAAAAUAAUUGGAUUAUGUUGUAAAAUUAAUUUCUUUGGUGAGGCUAUUCAACUAAAAAGUGAGGCUGACUAUUUUGAUUUUGAUCCUAUUCUAUACAGGGAUACUAUUUUUAGGAAAAGUGACAAACAAAUUUGUUAUAUUAAAGGAUUUCAAAUAGGUCAGGGACGUUAUUCAAAUGUAUUUUUAUCUUGGCUCUUUAAAUCCUGCCCAUUUAGCUUUGGAUACAAUAUUAGCUCUCCUUACCUCAUAGAUAUCGUUAAGCUAGGCAUCUCUAACUACUAUCUAUCAACUUUAGAAGGGACUCCAGUAGUAAUUAAAGAGCUUAAAACUAUUGUUGGAUGGAAAGUAAGACGUGAAAUUUCCAUUUUAAAGAAGUUGAACAGUGAAUUCUUAAGUACAGAAAAUAGCACAAAAAAAUUGAAGUUAGAAAAAUUCAGCAACCAGGGUAUCAUCUAUCACGAAGGAUCUGAAUCAAUAAUUAAGCUAAUAGAUGUUAUAUCAUAUUCAAAUAACAGUGAUUCUAAUUUGGGUGAUUCUAAUAAUAUUGGUAUAGUGAUGGAAUUUAUCAAGAACAAACCUUUCUACUCUCUUUUAGCUCACUUAGAUUAUAAUGAUACUCAAAGUUAUUUCAGAGAUCUACUCCUAGGAUUAGAUUUUGCUAACUCUAUGGGAAUUUUUCAUAGAGAUAUAAAACCACAAAACUUAGUUAUUGACUUGUGGAAAAAAAAACUUAAAAUAAUAGACUGGGGUUUGGCAGAAUACAGUAAUAUGCAUGCUAAUUUUAGUCCAAAAGUUGGAUCUAAAUCAUAUAAGUCACCUGAACUGUUAAUUGGAAUAAGAGAAUAUAACUACUCUAUAGAUUCUUGGGCUGCAGGAUGCAUCCUUGCUCAGAUGCUAUUUCACCUAGGAACUCGUAAGACUAAUUAUUUUUCGCAGAUGUUUUUACUCUGGCCUAAUCAUUUUGUAGGGAUAUAUUCAACUAUUAUGCAAGAAACAGAUGUCUUAUUUCCUGGGUGGGAUAAUAAUGAUCAACUUGUAAAAAUUGCCUCUUUAUUAGGUGGGGAAAAUAUCAUUUUGUUUGCUGAAAAGUACAAUAAAACUAUACCCAAGAGUGUUUUAAAUUACCUAAGUAAAACUAAGCCUUUAUAUAAAUCAACUAAACCUUGGUACACAUACCCAAAAACAUUUGAGUUCUUAGUUACCGAUGAAAAUAGACAUCUUAUUACACAUGAAGCUUUAGACUUAUUAUCAAGAUUACUUGUUAUUGAUCAUGAAUACCGAUUAACUCCAGGAGAAGCUUUAAAACAUCCCUAUUUCAGGGUGCCUACUACAAAGCACCAUUUUAUUGGUGAUUCUUUCGAAUAUAAUGGGAUUAAUUUAAGUAUACAAAAUUUUAUAAAUAUGAAUGAAGGUAUGAUAACCCACUUAGAAUAUUGCAUUGUACCAAAAAUUUUUGAAACCAAUUGUAGUUUAUAUCCUGAUAGUUAUUACAGGCAGUUAUUACAAUAA